GCCUUAGGGUACGAUAGUAACGAGUUCAAAAUAAUUACAAUAUCUAAUUCAUUCAUUAUGAUGAUAGGAGCAUUAUGUCAACAAAGUUCAGAUAUAGAAAUGACAAGAAUUUCUACCAGAAUAAUUUUUAUUUUUGUAAUGAUAUUUAGUCUCCUUUUGUAUAACUACUAUUCGACUUCCAUAGUUUCAGCUCGUUUAGAUGAACCCAUUUACAAAAUUAAUGAUUCGCUCGUUGAAAUGGGAAAAAUGCACAUGAAAAUUGCUUCAGAAAAUAUCGUUUAUAUCGAAUACUUUUUCAGGUUACCAUAUUGGGAAACAAAAAUAUUCUUUAGAGAUCAUUGGUCGAAGGUACCGGAGUCGAAACGCUUUAUGGAUCCAGAAAUUGGUGUUCCAUUGGUUAGAAAAGGCAGCUUCGCUUAUCAUGCUCAUCCUGAAGCGAUAUAUCCAUUGAUUGACAAGUUGUUUAAUAAUCGGGAGAUUUGCGAACUAACGGAAGUACAUUUAGCUCGAAAAGCUUUCACAAUGUUUGCUGUUAACAAUAAUUGUACUUUCACGGAAAUUAUGAGAGUCGGGUUAGCAAGAUUAGUAGAAGCAGGACUUCGAGACCGUCAAUUAAAAAAAUGGCAGUAUAAAAAACCAAUAUGCCGCAAAGAUAUUCUAAAUGCAACUAGCAUAAAUAUCUAUGAAUUUACACCACAUUUGAUUCUACUCUUAAUUGGAGUAGUAAUGGCAAUCGUAGUGUACAUGGCUGAAAUUAUUAAUUUUCAUUGGGUAAGCGAACUACAGACAGAUUAUAAUAUGACAGAAACAACCAAUUAGCUCCUUAUACGGACAACCAAAAAUUACUUUACUUACUUAAAUGUGAAUAAAUG
This is a messenger RNA of Phymastichus coffea, 872 nucleotides long. Its product is annotated as ionotropic receptor 75a-like. The record is from RefSeq and is a predicted model, not a curated record. The coding region runs from base 58 to 819 and encodes 253 amino acids. NCBI's taxonomy places the organism in Eukaryota, Metazoa, Arthropoda, Insecta, Hymenoptera, Eulophidae. The transcript is spliced from 4 exons.